Molecule: messenger RNA, 1469 nt
Organism: Solanum dulcamara
Lineage: Eukaryota; Viridiplantae; Streptophyta; Magnoliopsida; Solanales; Solanaceae
Product: MATH domain and coiled-coil domain-containing protein At3g58400-like
Exons: 6
Coding region: 168-1100 (310 amino acids)
Molecular function (GO): protein binding
Source: RefSeq, a predicted model, not a curated record
UUUAUGCAGAAUACAACGACUAUCCAAUUCUUUUAGGCUUUUUAUUUGGCUAAAAUUUACCAAUUCAAUCUAAGGGUUCUAUAUAUGUGUCAAUUCCUCAAUCCUUUUAUUAGAACUGCAACUACGCUAAAGAGCACAAGUAUUGAGUUUUGCAUAACGCUAUUAGUAUGGGAUCGAUUGCUCCAGAAGAUGAAGAAGUGACGGUGGUGGAAGUUAGAGAAGCUUCGCCAGCUCACUAUUUGUUGAAAAUUGAGUCUUUCUCACUACUUUCAGAGAGUGGCAUUGAGAAGUUCGAAUCAAAAGAGUUUAAGGCUGGUGGUUAUAAAUGGAAAAUGAUCAUUUAUCCUAAUGGAAACACACGUGAAAAUGGAAGUGGACAUCUUUCAGUUUACUUAGCCAUUUCAGGGACAAGUUCCCUGCCUGCUGGUUGGGAGGUCAAUGCUAUAUUUACCUUCUUUCUGUUCAAUCAACUCCAUGACAACUAUCUUUCAGCGCGAGGAAAAAUGCGGCGGUUUCAACCUAUCAAGUCUUUAUGGGGACUUCCCAAAUUUCUUUCUCACAAAGCAUUCAAAGAGGUCUCUAAUGGAUACCUUGUUGACGACAAAUGUGUGGUUGGAGCAGAGAUAUUUAUCGUGCAAAGGCAAGCAAUUGGUGAAUGUUUGUCCAUUGUGAAAUCUAACGGCUCAUUUAAGCGUGAAUGGAAGAUCUGUAAUUUCUCCAAUCCUGGCAAAAAUUGGCUUUCUGAAGAAUUUACUGUGGGAGAUCACAAAUGGCAGCUAAAGUUAUAUCCAAAAGGCGAAGCACACAAUAAGGGAUAUAUCGCGAUAUACUUACAUUCUGUUGAUUCUAAGGACUUCAAUCACCAUCAAAAAGUGAAGGCAAAUUGCAGCAUCAACCUCAAAAAUCAGAUAAAUGGUGGAUACAAAAAGCGAUCUUAUUGCAAGUGGUUUUCUGCCACCUCACGGACGUGGGGUUUUACAGGUUAUAUGCCUUCAGCUCAGUUGCAUGAUCAGGAAAAAGGUUAUCUUGUCAAUGAUUGUAUUGUGGUGGAGAUUGAGCUGGAAGUUGUGUUUAAGCAUAGCGUAAAGAGCUUAUCUUAACUUAGUUUACAGUUUAUUAGUAACUGUGGGAGUCUCUCUGCACAGUAGUUAACCAGUCAUUUUGACCUUAAUAAAAAUAAAUAAAAGAAAGAAUGUAUAUCACUAAGUCAUGGUUAAGUGAUAAAUUUUGUUACUGAAGACGCAAGUCUUGCAUUCAGUGGUUGGAUAUUAACCUCUCGUUGUGGGUAAGUUUUGCCCUUCUUUCUAAGUGUUAUUGGAGAUGUUGUCGAUUGCUCAUUUUAUAUCCUACUGUAGUUUGUUAUGAAGAUCAUUUAGCAGUAGUAUUAUUUUUCUAAAUUGUGACUUGUAUUCUCUGUGUCUGCCUAAAACAGAGACAAAUAUAAGUUUUUGCAAUAAGUUUCAAUGUUG